CCCGAUGCAUAAUUCUUAUAAAAGCCAAAAAGCACCCAGCUCCGUAUCCAUUUCUUAUUUGACAUUCGAAAGAGUAAUUAAACAUUUCUAGCUGCAAGUAUGAUGAUUUCUAGGAUCAGACACGAAUCUGGAUAUUCUACAGAUGGCUCUGAUAGUGGAAGUGAUUUCUUUCUGCCAGAUAACCUGGAGGAAAAGCUCCAAACCACACAGCCAAACUUUGGAAUCCUGUUUGACGUGGAUGGUGUGUUAGCACGAGGAACAAAUCCCCUGGACCCAGCCGUGAAGGCCCUCAAACUCCUACAAGAUGAUGAGGGAAACCUUAAGGUUCCAGUGGCCUUCGUCACCAAUGCCUGUAACAGAAGCGAGGACAAAGCCAGACAAAUCAGCAGAUGGUUCAACAUGCAGGUCUCACCAGAUAUGGUUAUCCACGCUCCAACUCCCGCCAAACUUCUGACAGAGUUCCACGACAAACACGUGCUAGUGAUUGGUCAGGAACAUCGCAGAGAUAUUGCCUUAGAUAUUGGUUUUAAGAACGUUUGUACAAUAGAAGAUAUACAGAAGGCUUAUCCAUUUCUCGAUAUGGUGGACCAUGACAACAGAAAACGUGUGGCAAACGGAACAUACAGAGACGAUUUUUCUUUCCCAACUGUGGAAGCCAUUUUGAUGAUUGGCGAGCCGAAGCUGUGGGAAUCUAAUCUCCAGUUACUGAUUGACCUACUCCUUACGGAGGGAAAACCCACCAAGGCGCCAUCCUCCAUAAUGGGUGUAAGACAGCUCCCGAUUAUCGCCUGCAACAUGGAUCUGGUGUUCAUGGACCGUGCCUGCAUGCCACGGUUUGGUCACGGGUCAUUUCUCCUCUGUCUAGAAAGCCUAUAUAAGAAAAUCACAGGUCGAGAAUUGGAGUACACCGCUUUAAUAGGGAAACCUUGUGAAAUCACGUACAGGUACGCUGAACACUGUAUUGCAGAUGUCGCCCAGAAGCUGGGAAUACAAAAUCCAAUAAAAAAGCUGUACUUUAUUGGUGACAAUCCUUCCGUCGAUAUCGUUGGGGCCAACCUGUAUCACCGGUUUCUUCGGAGACAAUCGGAAUGUAUCGAUAAUGAAGACAUUAUCAACCACCUACCGCGGUCCAGGUCUAUCCCAAAUAACAACGCCCUCUACCAACAGACAGUGCUGGCUAUGGAGAGCCUCCUAGUGGGCACCGGAGUGUAUAAACCGGAAGAAGAUGAUUCCUCUGAUGAUGAGGUAGAUGUGUAUCAUGGACAUCGUGAUAUUGAAAAUGAACCAGAACUUGCUAAGCCCUCCAAGUUUGUCAAGGAUGUGUACCAUGGCAUUCAGCAUAUAUUGGAGAAAGAAAAUUUUUCAGUGAACACAUGAAGUAUCCUUCAAUCCUAACCUAGGGGGAGACUGUGAUCUGAAUGUUUGUACAAAUGUAAAUAUGAUUACAAACUUGCCAAUUAUAGAUUGAUAUUUUCCUAUUUAAUUUAUUGACUUUGUAUUGUUUUCUACUUUUUAUAAUUCAUGGAGACAAUCAUGUCUAUAAAUAAUUUAUUUAAACCUGUUUUCAUGUUCUCAUGUGUACCUGGUCUCAU
Messenger RNA from Saccostrea echinata, 1592 nucleotides. Its product is annotated as haloacid dehalogenase-like hydrolase domain-containing 5. Bases 100 to 1377 code for a protein of 425 amino acids. Gene Ontology annotation, cellular component: mitochondrion. The transcript has 8 exons. The record is from RefSeq and is a predicted model, not a curated record. Lineage: Eukaryota; Metazoa; Mollusca; Bivalvia; Ostreida; Ostreidae. Gene Ontology annotation, biological process: glycerophospholipid biosynthetic process.